This is a messenger RNA of Humulus lupulus (European hop), 1692 nucleotides long. RefSeq names its product lipoamide acyltransferase component of branched-chain alpha-keto acid dehydrogenase complex, mitochondrial. The transcript is spliced from 8 exons. The record is from RefSeq and is a predicted model, not a curated record. NCBI's taxonomy places the organism in Eukaryota, Viridiplantae, Streptophyta, Magnoliopsida, Rosales, Cannabaceae. Gene Ontology annotation, molecular function: lipoic acid binding; acetyltransferase activity. The coding region runs from base 84 to 1610 and encodes 508 amino acids. Gene Ontology annotation, cellular component: cytoplasm; mitochondrion.
UAUAUUGUUUAUUACUGUCACAUACAAUCAUCAUCAACUUUUUCCUUUGACUACUCGAUUCUAUCUAUCUACUAUUGCUACCAAUGAUCGCUUGGAGGCUAUGCCAGAGGUGGGCCACCGUCUCCGCCCGCCGCUGCCUUUCUCCUUCCGUAUCACGAGCUGGUCCGUCCGUGGAUACCCCUCUCUCGCAGGACAAGCUCUACCGCCCAUUUAUUUGGUUGUCUUCUGGGUUUCACUCUUCCGGAACCUCUCCUGCGUUGUUUCGACUCGCUCGUGAUUGCUCUGAGAUCAGGAUUUCACAUUUUGUGAAAAGGGGUUGCUAUUCUACUCUUCAUGUGCCUGAUGCUACAGUAGUUGGUGUAGUUGAAGUUCCAUUGGCACAGACUGGUGAAGGCAUUGCUGAAUGUGAGCUCCUCAAAUGGUUUGUGAAAGAGGGGGAUCAAGUGGAAGAAUUUCAACCACUUUGUGAAGUUCAGAGUGACAAAGCAACCAUUGAAAUAACUAGUCGUUACAAAGGAAGAGUAGCUGAAAUGUUUUACAUUCCAGGUGACAUUGUAAAGGUUGGAGAAACACUCUUAAAAAUGCUUGUUGAAGAUGCCCCAGUUCCAACACAGAAAAGUGAGGAUUUAGAAAGUGCUGAGUCUAUUCAGCGUAUAGAUUCUGUGCAGAACAAACAGAACAUUGGUGGAGUUAUAUCUACACCGGCUGUUAGAGAUCUUGCAAAGCAAUAUGGCAUUGAUAUAAAUGAUGUUAUUGGCACUGGUAACAAUGGCAGAAUAUUAAAAGAUGACAUCCUCAAGUAUGCUGUAGAAAAGGGUAAGAUAGAAGAUUCAUCUGCCUCCUCAAGUUCUGAUUUGGGUGAAUGUGAAAGUCAUCCACAUGCAUCAGAUGGAAUCGGACCAAAAUAUGAGGAUAAGACAGUUACUCUGAGGGGGUUCCAGCGUAAAAUGGUUCAGUCUAUGAACAUGGCUGCAAGAGUUCCUCAUUUCCAUUACGUUGAAGAUAUAAAUUGUGAUGCGCUUGUGGAGCUGAAAGACUCUUUCAAAUACAAUAACUCUGAUCCAAACAUCAAGUACACUUUCCUUCCUAUAUUGAUAAAAUCACUUUCAUUGGCACUGAGUAAAUAUCCCUUGGUGAAUAGUUGCUUUAUUGAGGACUCACUUGAAGUCAUUCUUAAAGGUCCCCACAACAUUGGAAUUGCCAUGGCUACACAAUACGGUCUAGUCGUGCCAAACAUAAAAAGUGUUCAGUCCCUUUCGAUCAUGGAGAUAACAAAGGAACUUUCGAGAUUACAACAGCUGGCCACUGAUAACAAGCUUAAUCCCAGAGAUAUAUCUGGUGGAACAAUAACUUUGAGCAAUAUUGGAGCAAUUGGUGGAAAGUAUGGCUCUCCUCUUCUUAACUUGCCUGAGGUUUCCAUCAUUGCUAUUGGAAGAAUUCAAAAAGUUCCACAAUUUGCUGAUGAUGGAAAUGUAUACCCUGCAUCAAUAAUGACGGCUAAUAUAGGAGCAGAUCAUAGAGUACUGGAUGGAGCAACUGUGGCUAGAUUUUGCAACGAGUGGAAAAAGCUAAUUGAGAAUCCGGAGCUGCUUACAUUGCACUUAAGAUGACUAAUCUGUAAACUGGAAUUGGAAUAAAAAGUCCCCAUCUAAUUUUAAUAAUGAAAUAAAAUUAUAAGUAUAGUUAUUGCAA